AUGUUUCGCCCACAGAAGGUGCAGAUGGCGGAGGACGGCUGGAACACGAGGGACCCCGAGCGCGUGGCGCUCGCCUACUCAGAGGACUCUGAGUGGCGCAACAGGGCCGAGUUUGUGAAGGGCCGCGCCGCCAUCCGCGAGUUCCUGAGCCGCAAGUGGGAGCGCGAGCUGGACUACAAACUCAGGAAGUACCUCUGGGCUUUCAGGCAAGUGGCGGUGGACAAUCGCAUCGCGGUCUGCUUUGAGUACGAGUACCACGACGCCAGCGGCCAGUGGUACCGCGCCUACGGCAAUGAGAACUGGGAGUUCGGCCCGGACGGCCUCAUGCGCAAGCGCAUCGCGUGCAUCAACGAGGCGCCCAUUGCCGAGGCGGAGCGCCGCAUCUCCGUCGACGACGAGAAGGUCGCGUACAACUCAUGGCUCACAGAGCAGGGCUUAUCCACAAACCAAGCAGGCAGUGCUGGCGGCUUCCCCCUUGGUGGCGGCAACAGCAAGUGCUACUAA
Monoraphidium neglectum is the source of this 504-nucleotide messenger RNA. RefSeq lists its product as hypothetical. NCBI's taxonomy places the organism in Eukaryota, Viridiplantae, Chlorophyta, Chlorophyceae, Sphaeropleales, Selenastraceae. The transcript is spliced from 7 exons. Bases 1 to 504 code for a protein of 167 amino acids. The record is from RefSeq and is a predicted model, not a curated record.